This is a messenger RNA of Nicotiana tabacum (common tobacco), 1056 nucleotides long. RefSeq names its product nucleoside diphosphate kinase 3. Gene Ontology annotation, biological process: GTP biosynthetic process; CTP biosynthetic process; UTP biosynthetic process. NCBI's taxonomy places the organism in Eukaryota, Viridiplantae, Streptophyta, Magnoliopsida, Solanales, Solanaceae. Gene Ontology annotation, molecular function: nucleoside diphosphate kinase activity. The record is from RefSeq and is a predicted model, not a curated record.
CUCACACUUCACGUCAAUUUGACUUCUCUCUCUCUCUCUCUCUCUCUCUCUCUCUCUCUCUCUCUCUCUCUCUUUCUCGUAAAAGCCGAAGAGAUGAAUUCUCAGAUUUGCAGAUCUGCUUCCCGAGCUGCUAAGUCUCUCAUUUCUGCCUCCAAGCAGGGUUCUCGUGCUUUUUCUGGGGGGCGAGCGGCAGCUGCAGCAGCCACAGUUUCUUUGAGAGGAGUGGUGCCUUCUCUAGCCUCAUAUGGCAGGACGGAAUCUGGAAAUGCAUCUAGAGCUUGGAUUUCUGGUGUCCUUGCCCUUCCUGCAGCAGCUUACAUGCUCCAAGAGCAAGAAGCACAUGCUGCUCAGAUGGAGCGCACCUUUAUUGCCAUCAAGCCAGAUGGAGUGCAGAGGGGCCUGAUUUCAGAAAUCAUAGCACGCUUUGAGCGCAAGGGUUUCAAGCUGGUUGCAAUCAAAGUUGUGAUUCCUUCCAAGGAAUUUGCGCAGAAGCACUAUCAUGACUUGUCAGAGAGACCAUUCUUUAAUGGCCUAUGUGAUUUCCUUAGCUCUGGCCCUGUCCUAGCAAUGGUUUGGGAAGGUGAAGGAGUAAUCAGAUAUGGAAGGAAGCUUAUCGGAGCCACAGAUCCACAAAAAUCCGAACCUGGAACCAUCAGAGGUGACUUAGCUGUUGUAGUCGGAAGGAACAUCAUCCAUGGUAGCGAUGGACCCGAGACUGCCAAGGAUGAGAUCAACCUAUGGUUUAAACCAGAAGAGUUGGUUAAUUACACAAGCAAUUCAGAGAAGUGGGUAUAUGGUGACAACUGAGCGAACGUAUUCUACCUUAAUCUAAAUUGCCAUUAGAUCGGCAUGAAGGGGUAGCAUACUCAUAAUUUAUCAGAAUAAAUCGGAUGCCAUUUUUCCUUAGGCUGGUAGCAACUUUACCUCUAGCAUACUGUUACGUGAAUCACUCCAAUAAUCAUUUGUACUCAAAUAUUGGACCCAUUUUUCGUGAACAUCUUUUUUCCUGUUCCCAAUGGGAAGAUCAGUUGGAACUAUUGAUCCAUUUUGCUUUUA